AAACCAGGAUCGCGGCUUCCUCGGUGCAGUCUUUAAACAGGAAACCUGAGAUUCAUAACAUCUUAUAGUUUGGCUUGCCAUCAUUGGUCAUGCGAUGGGCCCGAAAUAAACUCCCUGCUUCAAAGGAGAGCAUUUCAGAACUGCCUGGCAGAGCAGCCAGAAGCCCAGGGCCAGGGCUGAAGGCAAACUCAGGGAGCAUGUUCUGAAUUAAGACACUCUCGGAAAAAUCCUUUUUCUUACCCCUGAAUUUUACCCUUGUUUCAGAGCCUAACAGGUGCCAGGCUGGAGGAGGAUGGCAGUAUUACCCCUGCCUGCUCAGAACCCCAUGAGUGCUGCUUACCUGGAUCCAUGUCCCUGGAAUUCCCAGAAGGAGAACUGGAUUUGAGAGUUUUCUGGUUUGAUGCUUGCUCCUCCCUGCUGAGUGUCUUCUGGAGGCGGAGGUAAGGGGUGUAAGAGGAUGGCCACGGAGAUCAGUGCUCGGGGCACACCGCGCGCCAUUGGGCAAGAGGAAUACAACCUGUAUAGCAGCCUGAGCGAGGACGAGCUGGUCCAGAUGGCCAUUGAGCAGAGCCUGGCUGACAAGACUCGGGGCCCAGCCGCCACUGAGACCACUGUGCCCACACGUGUCAACCGCGAACCCGCCCACUUCUACCCAUGGACCAGGUCCGCAGUGUCUCCUGAGAGCGCCCCGACCUCAGCCCCCAAGGGCCUGUUCCAGGAGGUUAUGCAGAAAUACAACCGCAGCAAGUCCCAGCUGGCGCCCGUGGACCCUGUGCUAAAGGCCAUCAAGGAGGGUGAUGAAGAGGCCUUGACGGCUAUGAUCAAGGCGGGCAAGAACCUCUCAGAACCCAACAAGGAGGGCUGGCUGCCGCUGCACGAGGCGGCCUACUACGGCCAGCUGAACUGCCUGAAGGCCCUGCACCGAGCAUACCCGGCAGUCAUCGACCAGCGCACCCUGCAGGAGGAAACGGCCCUUUACCUGGCGACCUGCAGGGGACACGUGGACUGCCUCCAGUUCCUGCUCCAGGCUGGCGCCGAGCCCGACAUCUCCAACAAGUCCCGAGAGACACCGCUCUACAAAGCCUGUGAGCGCAAGAACGUGGAGGCAGUGAGGAUUCUGGUGCAGUACAAGGCGGACACCAACCACCGCUGUAACCGAGGCUGGACGGCUCUGCACGAGUCUGUUGCUCGCAAUGAUCUGGAGGUCAUGGAGAUCCUGGUGAGCGGAGGCGCCAAGGUGGAAGCCAAGAAUGCCUAUGGCAUCACCCCCUUGUUUGUGGCCGCCCAGAGUGGGCAGCUGGAGGCACUGAGAUUCCUGGCCAAACACCGCGCUGACAUCAACACACAGGCCAGUGACAGCGCGUCCGCCCUCUACGAGGCCUGCAAGAACGGACACGAGGAGGUGGUGGAGUUUCUGCUGUCACAGGGAGCGGACGCCAAUAAGACCAACAAGGACGGCAUGCUCCCUCUGCACAUCGCCUCCAAGAAGGGUAACUACAGGAUCGUGCAGAUGCUGCUGCCGGUGACCAGCCGCACGCGCGUGCGCCGCAGCGGCAUCAGCCCGCUGCACCUGGCGGCCGAGCGCAACAACGACGAGGUGCUCGAGGCCCUGCUUGGGGCGCGCUUCGACGUGAACGCGCCGCUGGCGCCCGAGCGCGCGCGCCUGUACGAGGACCGGCGCAGCUCGGCGCUCUACUUUGCGGUGGUCAACAACAACGUGUACGCCACCGAGCUGCUGCUGCUGGCCGGCGCCGACCCCAACCGCGACGUCAUCAGCCCCCUGCUCGUGGCCAUCCGACACGGCUGCCUGCGCACCAUGCAGCUGCUGCUGGACCACGGCGCCAACAUCGACGCCUACAUCGCCACGCACCCCACCGCCUUCCCCGCCACCAUCAUGUUCGCCAUGAAGUGCUUGUCGCUGCUCAAGUUCCUCAUGGACCUCGGCUGCAACGGCGAGCCCUGCUUCUCCUGCCUGUACGGCAACGGCCCGCACCCGCCCGCCCCGCCGCCCUCCAACAGGUUCAAUGAUGCGCCCGCCUCGGACAAGGCGCCCAGCGCGGUCCAGUUCUGCGAGUUCCUGUCGGCCCCGGAAGUGAGCCGCUGGGCCGGGCCCAUCAUCGAUGUCCUCUUGGACUACGUGGGCAACGUGCAGCUCUGCUCACGGCUGAAGGAGCAUAUUGACAGCUUCGAGGACUGGGCUGUCAUCAAGGAGAAAGCAGAACCUCCAAGACCCCUGGCUCAUCUUUGCCGGCUGCGAGUUCGAAAGGCCAUCGGGAAGUACCGCAUCAAACUCCUGGACACGUUGCCGCUUCCAGGCAGGCUGAUCAGAUACCUGAAAUACGAGAACACCCAGUAACCAGAGCACGCGGGGGAGGAGCGGCUCCUCAGACGGUUUCACUGAGUCUCAGGACAGCGGUGUCCCCAAAUCCAGGGGACCCGGGGACAGACGUGGCUGGGAGCCAUUGGGCUCUCAGCAGUCUCUGGACCAGAGCUUUGCCCAGAACAGAGGACAGGUGUGUCGAGCAGAAGAACCAUGUUGACUUUCACUUGGAUGAGGAGAGCCCAGACCGGCUCUGCCAUCGGGAAUGGCAGAAAGCUCCAUUCCUGGGGCCGGGAGGUGGGGCCAGGGCAGAACUUGGGGUGCCAGGGCAGAACUUGGGGUGGUCGGGGGAAGGCAAGGGGGCCGGCAGCGAAGCCCUGGCCCCACCUCUAGGCUAUGGCUGGAGAGCUUUCGGGGUGAUUCUGUCUUUGCUGGACAGCCUCGCUGCAGAGCUGCCCCGUGCCCCUCCCCCGUGUUCUGUGAAACUCUCCACUUGAUCUGAGCUCUCUCUCCAAAGCUGUGUGUGGCCCAGGGGAGCAGGGUGGGGAGGGCCCCCUCGGGCCCAGAGGGCUUCCUUAGGUACAAUAAAUGUUGCACAGACGACA
Molecule: messenger RNA, 2925 nt
Organism: Cervus elaphus (red deer)
Lineage: Eukaryota; Metazoa; Chordata; Mammalia; Artiodactyla; Cervidae
Gene: ASB2
Product: ankyrin repeat and SOCS box containing 2
Exons: 11
Coding region: 458-2356 (632 amino acids)
Biological process (GO): intracellular signal transduction
Molecular function (GO): protein binding
Source: RefSeq, a predicted model, not a curated record